AUGCUGUAAAAUCAUCUCAGCCUUUGUGAAAUCUAUUUUGAUAUUUAAAUAGCUUUUGAUACCACUAUUUUUUUUGGAUGAAAUAUUUUUUAUACUCUGGCAAAGCUUGCCUGAUUGCUCAGGGAUGCAAUCAAAGUGUUCUGUGUAUAAUCUUAUAUUCUUUAAGGGGAUGAGAGACAAAUGAGAUUCAAAUGUUCCUGCAUAGACUGUGACCUCAAAGAGGUUCUUAUAGGAUGAUGAUGCACAUCUGCGCCGUGCCUUAAACACAAGACACAUCUGCCAACACAGCUAAUCACUCAAUGUCUUCAUGCAGCGCUUUCUGAUUGUUACAACUCUGGUUAAUGUGUUUCACUUUCUGUUACAUGAUAAUGAGGGCUCAGAAUUAAUGUCGUUGAUACGAAACCAUAAAUAACAUAUACUUUCCAUUCUUAAAAAUAAAGGUUUUCAAUGGUGCUGCUUAUAUUCAGCAAAGAGCUUCUUCUUAUUAAGAACUAUUUAUGGCUAUAAGGUUCCUGAGUUGGCUAUAUAAAUAUAAUAUAUUUUUUAAAUGAGAUGUUUUUGAUGUUUAGGUUCUUCAGAUCUGUGUUUUGGAACAUUUUUCCUUUAAAGUAAAAUUAAAGUGAAAAAUUUAAGUAGGCUAGCCAUCAUCUUACUUAAUAUGCCUAAAUAUUUAAUAUUAUAUCAAAAGUAAUUUUAGUAAUUUAAGCAUUACAAAAAUAACAACUUUAAUGGAAUAUAUAUAUAUAUAUAUAUAUAUAUAUGCAUAUGCAUAUGCCAAACAAAGUAUUACUAUUGCGGGAAGUAUUAUACCUGUACCUGAAGCCUUUAUUUUUAAGAGCCCAUUCCCACACAGAGAUCAUUUAGUAUGUAAUAAUUAAGUUGUUGUUGUUGUUGUUUUUGUUUUUUUCAAAGCAAGCCAAAACAUGAAGUGACUGGACAUUUGUAUGCAUGUGAAUGUUUGUUUGUGAAACAGAAGGAUGUUUGUGUUGUAAGCGCUCUCAAACUUGUUUUAUUUUCCAGUAAUAUUUCAGCAUGGUUUUUAUUGGAGAAUCAGCUCGUGUACAGAGCAGAGGCUGUGGGAGGUUUUGUUUUGGUUGUUAUGGAGCAUUAAAUAAACUGCAUUGAAUAAACUGAACGUGUAGCGCCGCCUGUUGGUGAAUUGAUCCACAAGACACAUGAAAGGAAUUGUUUACAUCACCAUGACAACAGCCAGUGUUUGUGGUCUCCAUGGAGACCGUUAUAAAUAAACCUCCUCAGGGAAGCACAGCAGUCCCAUGAGAGAACGACGUAACUUAUUUUAUUUACUUAAACCUUUCAAUUAUUUGAAUCUAGAUUACGGUAAUAAGCCAUUAUGUCUAUAAAUACAAGACACGGGCUUCCUUUCCUGCCAGGAAACUCAUUUCGGGAUUUAACGAAAUCCGCUUUCCACAGAGCUCAGACUCUGGAUUUUAAGAACGGUUACGCUCUGCCCCGGCGGCCCGCGGUCGGUACCGGACAAGAUCCGCUGCUGUCGGUGAACAUCAGUCACGGCGAGAGGAACCAGCUGAUCAGAGACAUCCCGAACCUGACCUACGGCACCGACACACACCGACCCCCGCCGCUAGACUUCAGCCCGGCACACGCUGCUUAUGACAAAAAGGUGCUCCGUUUCUACGGUUACUUCCGGCAGGAAGUGUUGCACUCCCCGGAUGAGCACUUCCGCAUUCGUCCGGUGGUGAUCUAUUAUCACCUGGAGGACGACAGCAUGUGUGUGACCGAGCCACCGGUGGAAAACUCUGGAAUUCCUCAGGGAAAGCUGAUCAAACGUCAGAGGCUGACCAAAAACCAGCACGGAGAUCUGUACCACUGGAAAGACCUCAACGUCAGGAUGGACAUGAGUUUGUUUGGAACGGUCUACAGGAUAACACACUGCGAUGCCUUCACACAGGACUUCAUGGAGAGUCAGGGAAUAGUGUUAAACGAGUCGGAGUCCAUUCCCAGUGAUCCGUACACCAUCCGCCGCAUUCAAGCACAACAAACCCACUUCAUACCCUAUGACCACAACCAUCAGCUGGAGCGCUUCCUUGCUCUGGAUCGACAGGUGCUGCGUUUCUAUGCGCUCUGGGAUGACACAGACUCUCUCUACGGGGAGAAGCGUCCCGUAACACUGCAUUACUAUCUGGUGGAUGAUUCUGUUGACAUCUGCGAACAUCACGAGGCCAACAGCGGCCGGGACCCAUUCCCAGUGCUGCUCAGCAGACAGAAGAUUCCCAAACACAUCAAAUCAACCUGCGAGCCGUUCCCCACCUGUGUUCUGGAAGUUUCUACACAAGACGUGAAGGAGUAUUUCUCUCCUGAAGACUUCAGGGUCGGUGAGGAGGUCACGCUGAUGGGGAGGCGCUUCCUGCUGUAUGACUGUGACGACUUCACCAGGAAAUACUAUGAACAGAAUCACCCCGACAUCUUGCUCAAACCACUUACUGUAGACACCAGAACACAGCAAGACAUCAAGAGGGUGAUUCCUCCGUAUAACGGCUUCGGUUCGCUGGAGGACUCGAUGCAGAACUGCCUGUCCCUGAUUCCUGAACCGCCCAAGAAAGACGUGAUCAAACUCCUGGAGAACGACAACAAAGUCCUGCGUUACGUCGCACGGCUGGAUUCCCAGAAUCCCCUGGAUGAGGGCCGACGCUUCAUUCUGUCUUACUACCUGUCAGAUGACAUGAUCAGCGUCUUUGAGAGAUCAACACGUAAUUCCGGCAUCAUCGGAGGAAAAUUCCUAGAGAAGACUCGUGUCCCAAAACCAGGAAGCUCCGUGGAAAACCCUGAAUACUACACACCUGCAGACUUCUCCAUUGGAGCGACUGUGGAGGUGUUCGGUCAUCGGUUUGUCCUGAUGGAUGCCGACCGUUACGUGUUGAGGUACCUGGAGUCACUGUACAAUCACAUCCCUGAACACACUCUCUCUUCCCUGAGACAGAAGUUUGGGGUCAGUCAGACCUCAGACCAGGAGGAACAACAUGAAGGUGCGACUGAUGGAGCUGCGGUCAUCCUCCAGAGCUGAAAUCUACUCUAUAAUGUUACCCAUCAUCACAAGACACCAAAAGAUCAUUAAAGUCCUUUUUUUCAUGUUUGUGCUUUUUGAUGUUGAGAUUUCCCAAGUAUUGUGAUAUGAAUGUGCAAUAAAGACAGAGAUUAAAUGUAAAAUGCAACAUCAAAAUGAAUAAUCAUUUUUGAGGCUCGUUUAUGUAUUAUUUGACUAUUCAAGAACAUGUCCAAGUCCUGUUUCACCACAAAGUUAGAAGAAAAAAUAUUUUUGCUUAUGAACCUUGGGCUGGAUUCAUCUCAUGAAAAAAGUUAUAAAAUCUUGGUUUGUAUGAUCCUAUGUGCAACUCUGGAAAGUUUAACUACCCCUGUUUUGUUUUUCUGUAAAAUUACAGGUUUAGAUGUCUGAUUAGAUUGUAUUCUACAUAAAGAUGCCUCGUCUAACACAAACUAAAAACCUUGAAAGGGAGAAAUUUUUGAAUAUGUGUGAUAUACAUCAGAUCCCAGAUGCAUAAAACGCUUAGACUAGACUCAUCUAGAAGAAUGUUAAUUUUUAGAAACACUUUUUUCUUAAGAUUUUUCGGAAUGAGGUAAAAAAUAUUUUUAGAAAAUAAAGUGACAGUUCAAAAGAAAUGUAUUCCUAAAAUAUUUAGUAAAUCCAACCCCUUAUUCUCAGUAUCAGUAUUUUUUGCACUAGUGAUCUAUUCCAUGUUAAGUAAAUUUCAGUUGUGUAAUUGUAUAUCCCAUGGUGGUAGUUGUAUUGAAUUUAACUUUCUAUUUUUAACAAGUUGUCCAUGCAUGAUUUUAUUGAUAAUUAUUUGGAUUACUGAUGAGAACUAGAUUUUUUUUUUUUUUUUGCACUGGAAAUUAAGCUCACUGCCCCCAUACAAAAAUAAAAGCUCAUU
Onychostoma macrolepis is the source of this 3926-nucleotide messenger RNA. It is a transcript of the gene efhc1, whose product is annotated as EF-hand domain (C-terminal) containing 1. Gene Ontology annotation, biological process: cilium-dependent cell motility; mitotic cytokinesis; mitotic spindle organization. Gene Ontology annotation, molecular function: alpha-tubulin binding. The record is from RefSeq and is a predicted model, not a curated record. Lineage: Eukaryota; Metazoa; Chordata; Actinopteri; Cypriniformes; Cyprinidae. Gene Ontology annotation, cellular component: axoneme; mitotic spindle. The transcript has 10 exons. Bases 1352 to 3040 code for a protein of 562 amino acids.